Messenger RNA from Parascedosporium putredinis, 1059 nucleotides. NCBI's taxonomy places the organism in Eukaryota, Fungi, Ascomycota, Sordariomycetes, Microascales, Microascaceae. The record is from the annotation of a GenBank genome assembly.
AUGAUACGAGAAAAGCAUGACCGAGGAGCACACUACGCCCUGCCUUGGCCCGAGGAGUUUGAGGAUGUUGCAAAGGUAGAGGGAAGCCCACCUCGCUUCAUCCAGGUAGAUGUAGCCAUCUCUCCUUCUCUUCAAGCAUUCCAGUGGGUGUUGUUCAAGCACGCUCACGGGGAUCUCUGGAACAUUCUCGGCUCCAUGAUUCGCUAUUUUGGCCUCGCCAUUGACGAGACCGCUCUCUCAAUUCGGGUUCCUGAGGUUGAGGAGAUGAAUCGCAAUCUCGCAAAGAUCAAGAUCUCGGAAGACCCUAUGGUAGUACUGAGCGUUCUCGGCUUGGAGGUUGAUGGUUACUGGGAGGAGCCGUUUAACUCGCUGGACGAUUUGUACGAGUACGCCGCAACCUGCCCCUUAUUUUGGGUUCGUCCUCUCCCCUCCGAGGCUACGGAUGACAAGCAGGACGAGAAUGCGCCUGGGCCCUCCUCCGCUGUCCAACAGGCCAUCGCCGAAGACCGUAAACGACUCAAGGCCAACGACCGGCGCCGUAUGAACACACGGCCAUGUUAUCGCGGCUGGAUCGAGGAUUUUAUUCCGCGGUGCCGGGCUGAGGGAAGGUUCCUCGAGAAGAGGUAUACUCGAGACGCAGUCAAGGCUGGCGUCUUCGCCCGGUUCCCCGUCGAAGCAGAAUAUAACCAGAGACGCAGGGAUUACCUGAUAGAACGCCAAAGGCUAGAUAUCUGGAACAAGCUUAUCAAGGGCUACUUCCAGGCCCUUCCAGGUUAUGAGGACAUGAAUACCACUUACAGAGGGUGCAUGCUAAAGGGGCUCAAGCGGAUCAUCCUCGAAGACGACACUUCGUACGGCAUCGUACCCGGAAAGCCCUUCAGGGAUGAGGAAGGCUUUUUCGAUAUGGAUUGGAUCCGUGAGUUCGUCCAGACGCAGAACGAAAUUGUCGGUGAUGCAGCUAUGGCUCGGAAUAAUGCCAAAUACGACAAGCUUCUGGAGGAGAAGAAGAGAAAGCGAGAGCUUGGGGAUAACCCGCAGGGCGUGGAUGCUAGCAACUAA